Sus scrofa (pig) is the source of this 2044-nucleotide messenger RNA. RefSeq names its product coronin 1B (gene CORO1B). Lineage: Eukaryota; Metazoa; Chordata; Mammalia; Artiodactyla; Suidae. Gene Ontology annotation, biological process: actin filament organization; cell migration. The record is from RefSeq and is a predicted model, not a curated record. Gene Ontology annotation, molecular function: actin filament binding.
ACUCCUGGCGCUGCGCUCCGCGCUGCCAGGCUCUAAUUCGAGGCCUCCCGCCCCGCCCCUCCGCGCGUGACCUCGGCCCCGCCCCCGUGAGCCCCCGCCCCGCCUCCCGCCCCCCCCGCCCCCCAGCUCCUCUGUCAUUUCCUGAUUCCCGCUUCCUGCUUCCCAGAGACUGGGAUCCGGAGCCACCCGAGGACGGUGCUGCAGCCCCCGGGCGUCCCCGUCAUGUUCCGCAAAGUGGUUCGGCAGAGCAAAUUCCGACAUGUGUUCGGGCAGCCUGUCAAGAACGACCAGUGCUACGAGGACAUUCGCGUGUCCCGCGUCACCUGGGACAGCACCUUCUGCGCCGUCAACCCCAAGUUCCUGGCAGUGAUUGUGGAGGCCAGCGGCGGGGGCGCCUUCCUGGUGCUCCCCCUAAGCAAGACGGGCCGCAUUGACAAGGCCUACCCGACAGUGUGUGGACACACGGGACCCGUCCUGGACAUCGACUGGUGUCCCCACAAUGACGAAGUCAUCGCCAGCGGCUCGGAGGACUGCACGGUCAUGGUGUGGCAGAUCCCAGAGCACGGGCUGACCUCCCCGCUGACAGAGCCCGUGGUGGUGCUGGAGGGUCACACCAAGCGCGUGGGCAUCAUCACGUGGCACCCGACGGCCCGCAACGUGCUGCUCAGCGCAGGCUGCGACAACGUGGUGCUCAUCUGGAACGUGGGCACCGCGGAGGAGCUGUACCGCCUGGACAGCCUGCACCCCGACCUCAUCUACAACAUCAGCUGGAACCGCAACGGCAGCCUCUUCUGCUCCGCGUGCAAGGACAAGAGCGUGCGCAUCAUUGACCCCCGCCGGGGGACCCUGGUGGCGGAGCGGGAGAAGGCUCACGAGGGGGCCCGGCCCAUGCGAGCCAUCUUCCUGGCGGACGGCAAGGUGUUCACCACAGGCUUCAGCCGCAUGAGCGAGCGGCAGCUGGCGCUCUGGGACCCAGAGAACUUCGGGGAGCCCAUGGCCCUGCAGGAGUUGGACUCUAGCAACGGGGCUCUGUUGCCCUUCUACGACCCUGACACCAACGUGGUCUACGUCUGCGGCAAGGGUGACUCCAGCAUCCGGUACUUUGAGAUCACAGACGAGUCCCCCUACAUCCACUUCCUGAACACAUUCACCAGCAAAGAGCCUCAGAGGGGCAUGGGUAGCAUGCCCAAGAGGGGCCUGGAGGUCAGCAAGUGCGAGAUUGCCCGGUUCUACAAACUGCAUGAGCGCAAGUGUGAGCCCAUUGUCAUGACUGUGCCAAGAAAGUCGGACCUCUUCCAGGAUGAUCUGUACCCCGACACGGCCGGGCCUGAGGCAGCCCUGGAGGCCGAGGAGUGGGUGAGCGGGCGGGACGCCAACCCCAUCCUUAUCUCCCUGCGGGAAGCCUACGUGCCCAGCAAACAGCGGGACCUGAAGGUCAACCGGCGCAACGUGCUGUCGGACAGCCGGCCGGCCUCGGCCCCUGGCUCCACCCGCCCCGGUGCCUCCACGUCUGCCGCUUCCACCAACAUCGCUGCCCCCAGCGGCGGCGGCCUCUCCGGAGCCGGGGAGGCUAGGAAGCUGGAGGAGGUGAUGCAGGAGCUGCGGGCCCUGAGAGCGCUGGUCAAGGAGCAGGGGGAGCGCAUCGGCCGCCUGGAGGAGCAGCUGGGCCGCAUGGAGAACGGAGACGCCUAGGACCCCGGGCCCAGUGGCCGCCACUGCCCCCCCCACCUCCUCCUCCCCCUUCCUCACUCAGCCUCUGCUGGCAGGUCACCCUGACUCCGGCUGGCUACCCCCUGCCCCCUGCUGAGGGUUUCUGGGGCAGGCUCAGGGGCCAGUCCACACCCUGACCCAGCCUGUGGGCCCAGGCUGAAGCCACCGCCUGGCUUUUGUCAUUGUCACUGUGGAGGAUUUUUGCACCAAGGAGAACGUCUCCCCGAAGGGACCAUCUCCCCCCCCACCCAGCACCCCUGCUCCUUCUGCUUAGGGAGCAGGAGGGGUGAGCUCUGUAUUUUCAUUCCAAAUAAAAUUCUCUUUCUAAAAACCA